This is a messenger RNA of Blepharisma stoltei, 3459 nucleotides long. NCBI's taxonomy places the organism in Eukaryota, Ciliophora, Heterotrichea, Heterotrichida, Blepharismidae. The record is from the annotation of a GenBank genome assembly.
AUGGAAAAAUUGAAAGCUAGAUUGGAGAAUGUUAAAUAUACAAAUAAAGUACCUAAAAGGAAAUUAGGCUUUUUUAAUUUAGAAGCUCACAAAAUAUCUCAUCAAAGCACAUCAAAAACACUGCUUGGCUCUUACAAAUUGCAAUCGCCUUUUAAAUCAUUACAUAAGUCUUCAGUGCAUACUAUAUCUAGCAUUCUUGCUAAAAAGAUUUCACAUGAUAUAAUGUUUCGGCAAUCUUAAAAAACAUGAUCCACUUAUUGAUUCGAACUCCAUUUGGGAAAAAAGAAUUCACAUGCGAAGAUUUCCUGGUUUUCCAUAUGAAAUUCUUUUCCAAACUCGACGCACGAAUCCACAAAUGAGCCCUUUUUUUAAAAUGGCCAAGUAAUUAUAUCAAUUUUUGGGAAAAUCCUGAAAAUAUUAAAGUAAGCUAUUUUAAUCAAAUUGACUUAUCUAAAAUGAUAGAUAUUGUCAAAUACACAAUGUAAAAUGGCAAUUAGAGCAGAACUACGGCCCUAUAUCUGAGCUCUGUGAGAGGGGUUCUGUACUCCCUAAGAGACAUAGCGGGAAGAGAGAUAUUCUACACAGAGGCUGGUGAAGAUAGAAAGGUCCUUCAAGGCUUGGGGACAUGAGCAGGCUGACAGUUAGGCUGAUCUUAACUCCCGCUACUCUGAGCUGCCAUCCAAGUUCAGGUCAACGAAUGUGGCUUAUGCAAGCGUAUUCUUAUUCUUAUUAAGAUUAGGAUUGUCAAAGAAUUUGAGCAGACUUUAUCAGAGACUCAACAGAAAAUUCUGGAGAGCAUAGUUUUGUAUUCUAAAGAAACUGAUGAAAUAGACAUAGCGUCGAGCAAUGCAUUGACAAUUUUGAAUUUUUCUCAAUUUCAGUUUAAAAAUAAAAAUUUCGAAAAAAUAAGAGCUCCUUAUGCUGAUUUAUCUAGAAGCGUUUUUAUAAAUACAAGCUUCGAAAACAGCGACUUAUCUUAUGCAAAAUUAAGCCAGUGUUAUUUUUAUCAGUCUAAUUUUAAGAAUUGCGACCUUUCUCAUGUAAAAUUCUACGAGCUGCCGAUAUUCCAAAAUGGGCUAGAAAUUACAUCAUUUACUAUUUCAGCUUCAGGAAAAUAUUUAGCCUGCCUUCCAACUGCAAAAAUAUGGGAAAUAAAUACGAAUAGAGGGGUUGAAGAAAUCCCUACAUGGGCAAGUGACACAGCUCUUGCUUUUUCUCCAUGUGAAAAAUAUAUUGCAAUAGCCACAAAGCGUUGUGAGGUUGAGUUAUGGGAGAUUGAAACUAAAAAAUUGAUUUGGAAAAUUUUUGAGGGAAAUGAAAUCUUAGAAAUUUCAUAUUCCCCUUGUGGAAGAUUUCUAAUGACUCAAGCUAAGAGCUUUAUAAAUAUUUGGAGGAUUAAAGAUAGACUUCUAGUAAAGAAUUUGUCAGGGGAUUAUAAAUAUAUGAACAACACUAUUUUGUUUUCUCCUUAUGGAAGCUAUUUUACAUUUGGAGAGCGGAAUAAAGGAUUAGAGAUAUACAAAACAGAAGACUUAAGCUAUAUAAAAACAUUUAAUAUAUUAGGAAACUAUCUGGUUUGCUUUUCUUGUGGGAAUUGAGUAUUUGCAGGUAAUUUCCAAGGGGUUAUUUAUUUAUUCGACUUAAAAAGUGAAAAAACUAAAAAUUUUCGAGGGCACUUAUCAGCUAUUUCUUCAAUUGAUUCAAUGAAUUUUGAAGGUAAAACCAUUAUUGUAACAUCUUGCAAUAGAGAGUUAUGAAUAAAAUUAUGGGAUGCUGAAUCGUUUACUCUUCCUAUAUAAAUUGGAAAAUAUGUCGAUAACUUUUGAUUUUGGAUCAUAAUUCUACAAAGUUUAGUUUUUGUAGGUAAAUAAGCACUUUUAUGUAAGCAUCUUUUAUGCCCUAUGUAAAAUAUACUUAAAAUGGAGGUCAAGCAUACCGAUCUCUUAAUGCAAGUUUUUUAACUUUAUGACGAAGGCGAAUUGGGCAAGAAACCAGCUGAGAUUCAGUUCCGAUAUGUUUAACUUAGUAUAUGUGGUUAGAAAGGAGUAAUCCGGCAAUAUCCUUCAGGAUCCUUAGGUGGACGAAUUCUUGAUGACUGCGUAACCAAUACGGCUUUUCCCCAUCUGGCACUCAAUAUUAAGAUUAAUGCCCUAUUUAUGCUGGCUAACUAACGCCAAAUUCGAAAAUUUCAAAGUUUUUUCUAUUUUAAUAGUGGUAAUGUAAACAGAAUACGAUUUGGUGAAUAAUUUAUUGCAAAGAAAAAUUUAUUUAGAGAGGUUUUCUAAAUUAAAGGGGAGAUUUAGCCUUAUUUGGAAACUGGCCUCCUGAAGUAGUGAUCAAAAUACUUUAAACUUUCCUUAUUUAAAGUCCAAAUUUUCUAAUUCUUUAUUAUUUGUUAAUUUUUGCACAAAAAUCAAAGCCUUUGAUAUUAAAAAUAUUCUCAAAUCAAUAAGCAGCAAAGACUCUCAGAAUACUGUAUAUAAUAUUUCAAUUACAGAUGAUAACAAGUUUAUUAUUACUUUUGGAAAAAAUCCAAAAUUUAAUAUAUGGGACACUCAAAACAACCGAAAAUUAUCAUUUCUUGAUAAAGAAUUUGCAUAUUCUAAUAAUGUAUCAACAGUCUCUUGCCUAUAUAAUAAGUCAUAUCAAAAGCGUAAAGUAGUUAUAGCAGACUUUUACAGUCAAAAAAGAAGAUGCUCCAUCAUACCUUGCCCAAGACUUAUAGAUAAUCUAAAAAUCUCAUCUUCUGGUAAGUAUUUCGCAUUUAAUAUAAAUUUGAAAAUUGAAAUUUGAGAUACAGAUUUAAACGAAUGCGUUCAAACGUGAAGCUGCAAAGAUCAAAUCUCAGACAUUGCACUUUCCCCAUGCGGAAAAUACUUAAUUUCUAUGCAUAGGACCAUAAAUUUGGCUUAUUUAUGGAAAAUUGAGUCUCUUCAAAAUUUGAAAUCCGCCCCAAUUUCGAAAAAUUUUAAAGGCUUAGCUCUUUCCCAUUCAGGUAUGUAUUUUGCAUGGUGAAAUAGCAAAUCUGUGGAAUUAUGAGACUUUUCCAAUUGAAAUAAACUAUCUUUUGACUAUCUUGGAAUCCAAAUGUUAGUGUUUUCUGCACAUAAUAAAUAUAUGGCAAUUUGUGAUAUAGAUGGGAAAAUAAUAUUGUGGGAAAUUGAAUCUAGAAGUAUUGUUUUUGAAAGAAAAAAUUUUUCUUAUCGAAUUAAAUUUCUUGUGUUUUCAGAUGAUGAAAGUCAUAUUGCUACUUAUGGAAAUGAUGGGAAUAUUAAAUUAUGGAAUAUCGGAAAAGAUUUAAGUCAUUCAUUGGAGUGGUCAUCAAAGAAUGACAGUGUCUGCAAUUAUGAAUCGGAUUUUUCUGGCUCUAAAUUAAGUGUCAGAAAUCAAGAAAUCUUAAAUUAUAGAGAAAAUUUUGAUACCUUGGAAAAUUUCUAUUUAAAAUAUAGAGAAUAUUAA